Messenger RNA from Tilletiaria anomala UBC 951, 1640 nucleotides. RefSeq lists its product as uncharacterized. Bases 119 to 1294 code for a protein of 391 amino acids. Lineage: Eukaryota; Fungi; Basidiomycota; Exobasidiomycetes; Georgefischeriales; Tilletiariaceae. The record is from RefSeq and is a predicted model, not a curated record. The transcript has 2 exons.
GCCGACAUCACGUAAAAGAGUUUAGUGCCACGCAAAAAGGCCGUCCAUUGUGGGACGCAUUCGCUGGCAUCCCACGCACGUAUUUAUCAACUGAGGGGGGGCCCUCGCUGCAGCCAUCAUGUUCUCCGCUGCCGCCCCCACCACCGGAUCGUACGAGGAGGAGCGUCUGGAGAACAUCCGGCGCAACCAGGCGCUCCUUCGGGAGCUCGAGCUGAGCUCGGGCCUCGGCCUCGGGGACGAAUUGGCACAUACUUCGGACAAGGAUGUGGCCGGUCCUUCGACUGCUACACCAGCGGCAGCAGAAGCAAGGCAAAAGCGGCGGUUGUCCGCGAGGAGUCGGGCGCAGCAGUCGUCGCCGCCGUCAAAGAAGCGGGCCUUGAACGGAGAGACGAAGUUACGUCCACUGCCGACGCGGCGCAGUGAACGUGUGCGCAAACCCUUGCAACAUGCGAAGGUCGAACACAUACAAACGCAACUCAGCUCCACGGCUGUGGAUGAUGCAGACUUCCCAGCUACGCCGCCCCGCGGGAGUGUGCACUUGAAGAAAGUCCGCCCGCCGAAUCCCGGUUCUUCCAGGGACGUGGAUGUUGGCAUAUUGGCAGACAAAGAAUACCAUGAGGAGGAAGAGGAUGACCUGGACGAUGAUAUCUACACUGCGCCAUUACCGCAGCGCGAGACUCCCUCUUCGCUGAGCGAGGGCCGCGGUGCGCUCAAGUUCGAGCAAGGACUGUGGCACUUUACGCCGAACCUGACCCCAUCGGAGAUGUUCCUCGGCGGCGCAUUCGGUGGAACGGCGUUCAAGUCCCACUAUUCGCCCGUUCUGCGCAGGCAGCUGGACUCGGAAUUGGAGCUUUCGCGCGACGCGCUGCCGCCGCGGGCUCGCGACGACUUCCUCGUGCGCGACAAGCCCGAUUGGCGCGCGGACCAUGCGUGGCAGCGCCGCUUCUUGAUGAGCGACACGUACCGUCCCGAUGUCAACCGCUUCAGCGUCAAGGCAAGUCAGAGCCUGAAGGAGUGGGAGGACGCCGGGUGGAUCCGCGCACAGGACCCGAGAGGCUGGUGGCAGUGGUAUCUGCGCUUCUACUACGGACGCAGGUCCAAGGAUGACGAGCGCCAGAUCCAACGCUGGCUCAAAGCAUGCGGGCCCAAUGGCCGCUUCCGACGUGCACUCGCCGCCAAGAUUGCAUCGCAAGGUGGCGAGUGGAGCAACGCAACGAUCAACCCCAUCCUGCGCCAGACACUUUGGCAUUGGGGCUACGAGCUGUCCAAAACGGAUUACGAAAAGUAUUUCUGAUCAUGAUGAUCGCAUUCAAAGCUGCCACUGCAUGUGCGCACAUGUAAUACCCCUGGACCGGUUGGCGUAACGCAUAACCGCGUCUCACAAUAGCUCGUGCGGCGCGUAAUCACCAUUCGUGCUCUCCGGCUUGGACUUGUCGGGGAUGACUCCGCUCAUGGCCAUCGCCUCUGCGAGCAGCGCCUGGUCCCACGUGCCAUUCCUGAAGAGCAUGAGCGAUUCGUAGCUGCGCUGCGCCACCUUGAUCUUGGUGGCCAUGCGCCGCAGCAGCUCCGUCAAGCGGUCGUACGCGCCCAUGUACUCGGCCAUCUCCCGCUCGCUCGCACAGGACGACUUGCGCGCGAAC